Symbiodinium sp. CCMP2592 is the source of this 6879-nucleotide messenger RNA. Lineage: Eukaryota; Dinophyceae; Suessiales; Symbiodiniaceae. The record is from the annotation of a GenBank genome assembly.
AUGAUGUACAUUCUGGCACCGCCGAAAGUGUUCGCUGCACCGGAUGUAAAGCUUUCGGCCGAAGAAAGCCUCUACCCAGAGGUCGUGACAACUGUGAAUGAAGACAUGGAUGUCCAGAGGGUCGUACGCAACGACAGGUUGCGGCCGUCCCUCGCUAUGUCUCGCGACGACGACCGGGAGGACUUUCCUUCCGCAGAGCCGCCCCGAGACGGGUCCUGCUUGAACAUCGCUACGUUCAUAAAUUUGGACCAUGAGCCAAUGAUUACAAGCUACAGGAAGAAAACAGGCGCACCUCCGCUCGGAGGUUAUGAGCCCAAGCCGGGCUUGAGCAUUAGAGUGUCGCCAUGGAUUUGGGUUCUCGAAGACGUAGAAGCAUCGCUGAAGGGUCAGAUGAGUCAAGGGCUGGGCAGGGAGAUGCAUCGCAUUUUCUGGCUUUACCUAACAACGAGACGUUGGAAGGGAGUACAGCGGCUAACCCAUUCUGGUCUGAAAGGGCUAGAGCGGAACACGCUCUUCAGCAAGCGCGUCCUCGAGAUCUUGAUGAAGCGGGCAAUGCUCGGGCAGGCAGCGCUGGCAGCAGUUCGACCGAACUGCGGACAACUCCAGUCGGUGCAGAUGAAGCAGUUACGGCUACGGCGGCGGUUUCGGCAGGUGCAGGAGAACCAGCAGCUGGAGCACCAGUUGCAUCAGGCGACGGCUGCAGCAGCUAAUCGUGAUCCGGCAUCCGGGCAGGAACCGCAGGGGGUAGGCUGGACUCCGGAGAGCGUCCCCUAUCUGGGUCGUUUCGUGCCGCCUGAGGAGAGGGCGAACUCUGAUUACCAAGCAGGUAUUGAGGAGGGCCUUCGGAUCCUGAAUCCGGUAGCGCAGUCAGCUGAGUGGUCCAACGCCACGGUGCAGGGCGCAAUGCAGGGUGAUUUUUGGGAUUCGGAUGCUUGCAUUGCAGUCUCGGAUUGGUUGACGCAGAUUCAACCGAUAAUGAGCGAUUUGUCGGAGCGUUGCUGGGCAUGGUGGCAAAGGGUUAUGGAAGUGGCACAGAGGGCUUAUGUAAAGUGGCAGCAGGCGGGUCCUCUGGAGAAGUCUCUCAUUGUUUGCGAAACCCCUCCUGAUCUUCUGGAUCCCAGGCUGUCGCGCUUAGAAGCUCGUGCACUGGGUAUGAUUCUCGAAAGUUUGCCCUCUCGCAUAAAGGAUGAGCUGGUUGUGACCAAGGCUCUUACAAGCCCUAACGCGGUGUUUCGAAUCCUGCUAGCAUUUCAGCCGGGAGGUUUGGGAGAGCGACAGAAGCUAAUCUCCAAUUUACAGGAGACCCAGCAUCAGCUGGACUUCUGCCCUACGGUAACUUCGGUGACGGCUUAUGCUAGGCUUUUGCAAGCGGAAAUGGAAACGCUUGCCCUCUCUGGUGCGGAUUUGGAGGUAGAGGAACCUACAAAGCUAACCAAGAAACAGCGGGCAGCAGCAUUGCGUAAGGAGCAGGCGGCGAAUGCAAAAGCAGGGGCAAAGGGAGGCGGUGAUGCAGGAGCAACCGCCGGAAAUGAUUCCAACGCCACUGGUCAGGGUAAGGGAGGUCAGGGUGCUGGAAAAGGGGCACCCUCCGCUACCAAUGCAAAUGGGGAUAACACGGCUGGUGGAAAAGCUCCUUGCAAGUUUUAUGCUAUGAAGGGUGGCUGCAAGAUGGGGAGAACCUGUUGGUCGCACCAUGACUUCGGCAAAGCCUCUGCUGAGGGACGUUGCUUUACCUGCGGCUCCACGGAGCACAGGGCGGAUGCCUGCCAUAGGCCUCAAGGGAAGCGCGGAGCAAAGGGCGAGGAUGUGAGGCAAGUGACGGCUGAGGAGUCUGCCACAAAUGCUAGCUCUAGCUCUGGAGGUGCGGAUCCCAAGGUCGCAAAGGCUGCGGAAGCAUCGUCGCAAGACUUGCUUGCCGAGGCAGAGGGCACUCCGGAACAGAAUGAGGGAUCUUCAUCGGAAGUUUUGGAGAGCUUUUAUCUCACCAAGGUCGUCAAGGAUCCUCCUAAGGGAGCUCGUGGUUUGUUGGAUGGCGGGGCGACUAACUCGUUGCGUACCGCUAAGAGCCAAAGGGAAAUUGAUCAGUGCACGGUCACCCAAGUAUCCCUGGCAUUGGGUCAUGCUGACUUGUUGCUUACUCCUGUAGGCACGCUCGUCUCUUCGGAGCCAGUCGCUCCAAUUGUUCCCAUGGGAGUGCUAGCCGCGGAACUUGGAUGUAAGAUUUCAUGGGAGGGAGAACUUUGCCAGGUAAUCCAUCCGAAACGUGGUAAGUUGCCCAUCGUUAUGGUAAACCGCUGUCCUGAGCUUUGUGCUAAGUUCACUGAAGAGCUUAUUGCUGAGAUUGAGAACAAGAGGGCUUUGGUGAUGCAGCGGGCGCUGAGGCUGAGGGCCUUAGCGAUUGGGGUUGGUGAAAAGGGGACAGAUGAACCUGCCUCCGUAGAUGCCAUGUUGGAAUGGUUGCGCAAGCUGAGUCCGGAUUGUCCUGAGAGUAUCCUGGCUAGGGUUCCCCCGGUUUGGAAGGGCCAUCUUGUAGGUGAGGACAUUCCUUUCAAUCGAAGGAUCCGCCGGGCGGUUCAGAGGGCAGAUAAAGUCGUCAUACACCUGUUCUCCGGAAAGACCAAGGCGCAGGAUUUUGGUCAAUGGCCCAGCUCCGUGUACGUUCUUUCUGUAGAUCUUGAACAAGGAUUGGACAUCCUGUCGGAGGGAUUGUAUCAGUACCUGUUGGAACUGUGCAGUUCGGGAAAAGUGGUUGCCAUUGUUGGGGAUGAAAACUCUGAUCAUCCUAUCCCGGCGGAGUGGACGGAUGAUGACGUGGAAGGGCCGGUUCCUGCUGAUGCUGAGGACCCUUUUCAGCUUGAUGAGCCUCUGAAAGAGGAUGAUGCUUUGGAUCUAGAUCCCGAUUGGGAAAAGAGGGCUCAGCAAUGGAAUGAUAGAUGGAAGGCCACAAUCGAAACUCUCACGGAGCCUGUGGAGGUCGUUCCUCUUGUGUUUGUGGAGCCCAUUUCAAGUAAGCGAGCUUCUGUCACUUUGCGCGGGUUGCAACGUAUUGCCAGCAUCUACUUUUGCAAGACGGCCCUCCCCAGCGAGAAGAAGUGGAAGGUACCUCAGUUCCUUGGCCUCUCCACGGGACGGUCAGAAUUCUUGGGCGGCUUUGAGGGUCACAUGGGAUAUGAGCGUUCGGAACAUUUGGUUCAGUGGGGUGAAAGUUGGGGUACUUUUCAGGGUGGAGAUGAUCAAGCCGUGUGGUUUGACUCGAGCAAACGACAUGCCGUGGAGGCGGCCGAAGGUGACCGCAUUGUGAUUGUGGCUUACACCCCAAGGUGCCUACACAAAUGCAAACCUCAGGAGAUUCAGAUGCUUCAAGAACUUGGGUUUCAGUUGCCUCCGGACGUUGUGAAUCAGCAUCAAGGUCCGAAGCUUGCUGCGCAAAUCGGCCAGGACCCGCAGUAUUUCGAUAUCAGUACAGACUCAGAGGAGGACUCCUCUGAGGGGGAGUGGGGAUGUACAGGGGAGCCGAAGGAUUUUGAUCAAAGAGUUGCUCGCUUGUCGCAUCUUGUGCGUGAAGAAGAGAAGGCGUUGAUUGAAGAGUUGGAACAGGGCCUUACCAGCGUCACACCAGGCUUGCUUGCUGAGUUGCAGGAAGACUUGAGGGUCGCCACUUUGUUGCAGGAACAGGAUAGUUGUGAGCUUGAGCUUGAGCGUGUCCGUUCCAAGUUUGCGUUGCAUAGGUUGGCGUCGGUUGAGCGUGAACUUGAACAUGCAUGGGGCGAGGCAGAAAAAACAGGCCUGCCCCAAGUGCGGGCGAUGAAGGUCCCUGUUGAUUCGUCGCAUGAGCUUGCUGGUGAACCUUCGUCGUUGUUGAGCGUGGGCGAUGGUCCCACCUUUGCGCUUGGUGAUAGCUUGGUUCCGGGGGAGCCCCCGGAGAAUCUGCAUCCUGAUUUUGGGCUUGAGACGUCAGAAGUUGUUGAGAAAGAGGCUUGUGCUGUUCCAGGCGCGCUCCUUCAAACGAGAAUUGUUUCCCAGGCUGAGGUCUGGAAAAAUCUGGAGCAAUGGAGGCAGCCGCUGACUGAUGAAGUCGUUGCUUUGAAGGACUUGCACAAGGCCGUCUGGGCUAUUGGUCCCGAGCAGCUCAAAAGGUUAGAGGAGCUUGCGGAGGUGUCGGUAAUUCCGGCCAAAGGAGUGUAUACCCAGAAGCCCAUAACCAAUAGACUCAGGGCCCGAAUAGUAGGGUGUGGAAAUUUUCUAGAGAGUGAUCCUCCUUCGGAAGAUGUUGCCAAGGGCCAUGUUAGAUCUCAGGACCUCUAUGCCGGGGGCGUUGAUGGGGUCAGUGUGAGGCUUCAAACGAGUGUCGCAGCCAUCAAGGGCUGGGGAAAUGCAAGCUUGGAUAUCAAGACCGCGUUUCUGGGUGCUCCGUUGUAUCAAGAUCGUCUCGGUCAGGCUGUGUUGUCUCCUGGGGAUUUGAGUUCCGGCAAUCUUGAUUUCGAGAUGUUGGUCAGGAAGCUUCAGAAAGCUCAGGGUGAAAAGGUUAAGAUUGUCGUUGUUACCCCCCCCAGGGUUCUUGUCAGUCUAGGUCUCAUUGAAGAGUCCGAGAAGUGGCUAGUGUUGAAAGCCUUAUACGGGCUUGCGGAGGCCCCUCGACGUUGGUCUUCGCAUCGAGACAUGUUGCUUCGCCAGCAUGUGUGGGAAGAAGGUGGUCGGCGCUUUUCAUUACAGCAAUGUGUGGCAGACAACAACUUGUGGAAGAUCGUUAGCGAGCCGCUAUCGGGGGGAGUUCAUGCGGGCGCAGGCCUGGAAACGGAAUCAGGUUCGGAGCCUAUGCUGCAUGGAUUGCUCGGCAUCUACGUCGACGACAUGCUCAUCAUAGCAGAAGAGUCGGUUAAGGAGAGAUUGGUGAAGGAGAUCCGGUCAAUUUGGUCUACCUCAGAACCAGAGUCCGCUGAAGAAGGCAAGCCUAUCCGUUUCUGUGGCUUCAACUUGCACAGACUAAAAGGGGGUGGUUACCUUCUUAAUCAGGAGGAUUAUGUUCAGGACUUGUUGCAGCGGUUCUCCGACAUUCAAGGAAUUUCCGAGGUCCCGUGCCUCAAAGAAGAAGAGCUCGAACCUGAAACCCCAAGCCCAAAGCAGCUGAAAAGAGCUCAGGCUCUCACCGGAGCCCUUCAGUGGAUCACAACCAGAACCCGCCCAGAUAUCUGUUUCGCUGUCAAUCGGACGGCGCAGCUCAUGUCUAGGUAUCCUCGGUAUGCUACCCGAUACGCCGAAAACAUCAUUCGCUACCUGAGAGGGACUCCGGCUUUGGGUUUGGUGUUCAGACCUCUUGAUGAUCAGAAUCGUUUCGGAAAAUGCGAGGAGUUGACGGCACCACGCUCUCCGGGUAUCCUUGAGGUAUUUGCGGACGCAUCUUUCGGGCCAGCAUCCGGGAAAUCCCAGACAGGAAUCAUUGCGGUCUUUUGUGGUUCAGUGAUUGCUUGGGCUAGUCAUAGACAAUCCACCACAGCGCAGAGCAGCGCCGAGGCGGAAAUGUACAGUAGCAUGGAUGGGGUCUUAAUGAUUGAGGUGCUAGAGGGUCUUGCUUCAGAGGUUGCUACGGUUCCUCUUCGGAAGCUGCUGUACAGUGACAGCAUGGGUUGUGUCAGCUUGUUUAGCGCCCCAGCCGGCGCCUGGCGGACCAGGCAUUUGAGGCUGAAGGCCAGGGCAGGCCGAGAAAAACUCGAGAGCCAAUUCUUCGAAAUGCGUCACUUAGCAGGUCGAUUUAUGCUCGCGGAUGUGGCAACAAAAGCGUUGCAAGGACAGAGACAUAGGGAGUUAGUGCAUCUGCUUGAAAUGAAGAGUCCGGCAAACUUGGUUGAAUCGGUUGAGGUUCGCAGGUUGCGCGGCGUAGGCGCGAUUGCAGACUUAAGCUGCAAGAGUAGUGCGGAGGUCCGUUGGGGUGCCAUGGGUGUCCGAGCGCUUGUGCUGGCUGUUGUCCUGUCGGUUGUGGCAUCAAAGUUGACCAUCAUCGUUGAAGAUCGUGGCGGUGAUGACGGAAUGGCCAAAAUAUUGUUUGCGGUCGGUGCGAUGAUGGCUGUCUUGGCAGUUGUCUUGAUGCGGCGCUCCUGUGUUGGAAGUUCUGCAGUGGAGACCGAGGAUCCUGUAACGGUGAGGUCAAUGGGACAUCGUGGUCAAAGUGACGAUGAAGAUGACCAAUGGCGCACUCAGAGUCCUGCGACGAAGGCUGUAAGGACUGAGGACUUGGCAUCCGGCUCAUGCUCGAGUGGGAUCUCUGGCAUGCGAGAAUCGGCAGCUCCUGACGACGUCUUAAAGAUCAGUAGGAUUUCUGGCGUGCGAGAAUCGGUAGCUCAAGAAGUGAAUCCAUUCCGUCCCGGGGUGCAAGAUUCGACAGCUCAACAUGUGGACUCGUCCCACUCUGGCGUGAGAGAAUCGGUAGCUCUUAGGAUGACUUCUGGCGUGAGAGAAUCGGAAGCUCCUGGCCACGGCAGUCGUUCAGGUGGGAAGCAGUAUCAGAUCCAUCCAACAUGGUUGUUCAACGCUCCACCGCGGCAGCAGUGGCCAGAUCCUCAUCCGUGGGCAGGAGUCCAAGGACAUUGGCAUCAAAGCAUUCCACCCCAUGUGCGCAAGGAUUCCUUUCUUUGGGAUCCUGAGAGAAGUGUACUCGUUCGUUUCCACGCAAAGGUGCGAACCUUCCGAUUCGAACCUCAAAGGGCAGUACUACCAGCAGAAGUUCCUCUCGUUCGGCUCACCGGGAAUCGGCGAACGUACGCCAUGUUCACAGAUGGAAGGCAGCUGAUCGAGGAGGACAGCUUUCUUCAGCCAUCCAGUUUGAGACUCUCUGGUGACUGGACAGGUCGCACGGAGUUCGAAGUGCGAAUGAGUCAGGCCUAA